Messenger RNA from Melanotaenia boesemani (Boeseman's rainbowfish), 6286 nucleotides. It is a transcript of the gene pde2a, whose product is annotated as cGMP-dependent 3',5'-cyclic phosphodiesterase. The transcript has 31 exons. Gene Ontology annotation, biological process: regulation of mitochondrion organization; cGMP catabolic process; positive regulation of gene expression. The record is from RefSeq and is a predicted model, not a curated record. NCBI's taxonomy places the organism in Eukaryota, Metazoa, Chordata, Actinopteri, Atheriniformes, Melanotaeniidae. Gene Ontology annotation, molecular function: 3',5'-cGMP-stimulated cyclic-nucleotide phosphodiesterase activity; 3',5'-cyclic-GMP phosphodiesterase activity; protein homodimerization activity. The coding region runs from base 320 to 3184 and encodes 954 amino acids. Gene Ontology annotation, cellular component: mitochondrial inner membrane; cytosol; synaptic membrane.
AACAUCGUGCGACUACUCUUUCUCUGCCUCUCUCUGUCUCUUUCCUCAGCUGUUCCUCGAUCACAAAAGCUGGGAUAUCAGUUACCGGGUCCCGACCAAUCCCUGCGCGCUGUCAGAGCUCGAUAGGAGAGCAGACCGGAGAGAGGCAGGCAGACUGGGGAGAAAGCGAGAGAAGCACACACCCAGUCAUCUAUCCAUCCAUAAUCUUAUCCUCCACCCCCCUCUUGGCCCGACAGACCGACACUCCUUCCUUUCGCCCGCCAAGUCCCCCUGACUGCAGCUGUUUGGUUUAACAAGAAGGCGCGAGGCAGGAUGCGCGAUGGGACAAGCGUGCGGACACGCGCUCCUCUGCCGUAGCCAACCGCCGUCCUCUGAGAUACGUGGUCAGCAAGUGUUUCUGCGUCCUGAAGAGAGUUCAGCUCCAGCUCUGAGUGCACGGCAGUCCACCACGUUGUCCGAACAGCUCCAGGAUGCUUUGCUGCAGCUUGCAGCAGUUGUUGAUGCACGCUCGCUGCGAACGGCCCUGCGAGACAGCAUACAGGAGCUGCUUCCCGGCACGGACUGUGUGUGUGUCUACAUGGUGGAGGGAGGCUCGAGGCUGCUGUCUGAUGACCCGCCACAUGAACUGCCUAAAGAUGGAAAGAUCAGGAGUAUUGCAGACCAGCUGAAGCGGUGUCAGUGCGCUGGCCUUCCUCCAUCUGAACUGCCAGAGAAGUACAGAAUCUGCCUUGCAUCGCCGUUACCAGCACACAGAAGAGCUCUUGUGAUUCCUAUCUUGGAUGAGGAUCAGGACAAGGUCCUUGCUGUCUUACUUGUUGGCUGUAACCCACCAUCGGAUCAAGAUGAAGUGCAUCUGAACGUGCUGGAAAAACAUGCCUCUGUGGCGUGUGUCCGCAUCCAGGCUGUACAGACAGCCUAUCAGAGGCCUCCUCUCAGCCCUUCUCCUCUGCAGUCCCACAAUGCUCUGCUGCAUCUCAAUGUCUCAGAGCAGGACUACUGUGAGCUGGACCGCAAUAUUCUACAGCUCUGUGGUGAGCUCUAUGACCUUGAUGCCGCUUCUCUCCAGCUCAAAGUCAUCAAUUAUUUGCAGCAGCAGACGCAGUCCCAGUGUUGCUGUUUGUUAUUGGUGUCCGAGGAUAACCACCAGCUAUUUUGCCAGGUAGUUGGAGACAAAGUCCUGGAGGAGGAGAUCAGCUUCCCGCUAAUGUUUGGGCGUUUUGGACAAGUUGUCGAAAAAAAGAAGUCAAUUUCUCUUCAGGACAUCAGUGCUGAGGAGCGCAGGCAGCUGUCCAGUAUGCUGGGCUGUGAGAUCUCCUCCAUGCUCUGUGUCCCUGUGGUCAGCAGAGCCACCGGUCACGUGGUGGCUCUAGCGUGUGCCUUCAACAAAAAGGGUGGGCAGAGACACACAGAGGCAGACGAGCAUGCAAUCCAGCACUGUUUCUGCUACACUUCAACAGUCCUCACUUCUACUUUGGCCUUCCAGAAAGAACAGAAACUCAAAGUGGAGUGCCAGGCGCUCCUACAAGUGGCCAAGAAUCUCUUCACACACUUGGAUGACGUGUCAGUGCUGUUACAGGAAAUUAUAGUGGAAGCCAGGAACCUCAGUGAUGCAGAGAUUUGUUCAGUGUUCCUCCUGGAUCGGGUCAGCCACGAGUUAGUGGCAAAGGUGUUUGACGGUGGUGUGGUUAGCGAUGAAGAGAAGGAGUUCCGUAUCCCUGCUGAUCAGGGCAUUGCAGGCCAUGUUGCAACCACUGGUCAGAUUUUGAACAUUAAGGACGCCUACUCCCAUCCUCUGUUCUACCGCGGUGUCGAUGACAGCACUGGCUUCAGGACUCGCAACAUCCUCUGCUUUCCCAUCAAAGAUGAGAACAAUGAAGUGAUUGGCGUCGCUGAGUUGGUGAAUAAGAUGAACGGGCCGUGGUUCAACCGCUUUGAUGAGGAUCUGGCCACAGCUUUUUCCAUCUACUGCGGUAUCAGCAUCGCCCACUCUCUGCUUUACAAGAGAGUCCACGAAGCUCAGUUUAGGUCCCACCUGGCCAAUGAAAUGAUGAUGUACCACAUGAAGGUGUCAGAGGAAGAGGUUUCUAAGCUGCUGGUGACUGGGACUGAACCAGUGAAGGAGAUUGACCCGUGCUUUGCUGAGUUCACCUACACACCACGCUCCCUGCCUGAUGACACCACACACAUGUGCGUCCUCAGCAUGUUUGAAGACAUGGGCUUCAUCAACACGUUCAAGCUUGACCUGCAGACUCUCGGCAGGUUCUGUCUCAUGGUGAAGAAAGGCUACAGGGACCCUCCCUACCACAACUGGAUGCAUGCGUUCUCAGUCUCACACUUCUGCUACCUACUCUACAAAAACCUAGGGCUGUCCAACUACCUCGAGGACAUAGAGAUUUUAGCUCUUUUUGUCUCCUGUAUGUGCCAUGACCUGGAUCACCGUGGCACCAACAAUUCUUUCCAGGUGGCCUCGCAAUCAGUGCUAGCUGCUCUCUACAGCUCAGAGGGAUCUGUGAUGGAGAGACAUCACUUUGCACAGGCUAUUGCUAUUCUAAACACUCAAGGCUGCAACAUCUUUGAGAAGUUCUCCAGGAAGGACUACCAGCGGAUGUUGGAUUUGAUGAGAGACAUAAUUCUGGCUACAGACCUAGCUCACCACCUUCGCAUUUUCAAGGACUUGCAGAAGAUGGCUGAUGAUGGGUACAAUCCAAAAAGCGGUAUGCACCGCUCCCUGCUGUUGUGCCUGUUGAUGACUUCAUGUGACCUCUCAGAUCAAACAAAGGGCUGGAAAACCACACGCAAGAUUGCUGAGCUGAUUUACAAAGAGUUCUUCUCUCAAGGCGAUUUGGAAAAAGCCAUGGGGAACAGACCCAGUGAGAUGAUGGAUAGAGAAAAAGCGUACAUCCCAGAACUACAGAUCAGCUUCAUGGAACACAUUGCCAUGCCCAUCUACAAGCUGCUUUCUGAGCUGUUUCCCAGGGCCACUGAGCUGUACGAGAGAGUGGCGGCAAAUCGUGAGCAGUGGACCAAAGUGUCCCACAAGUUCACCAUCCGUGGGUUGCCUAGCAACAAUAGUCUAGACUUCCUGGACCAGGAAUACGAGCUGCUUCAGUCCCAGGGUGCUUUCGGGAGCGAUGACCACUGCCUCAACGGUUGCCUUGACGACACAGAGGGGGGCAGGGGCUAGUAACGAAAACGGGCUGCUGAAGGUUUUCCUGAAGUUUUCCGUGGUUCAAUAAGAGGCUGAGGAUACCUUUUUAGCGGCCAAAGAGUGACAGGUCUAUCUGCAGUCAACCACUUAGAUGCUUAGCAGGCCAUGCCGAGUGGAAAGACAAAGUUUCAAACUAACUGAAUCAGACAGAUGAUCUGAAUGCGGUGGAUUUAUCUGAGUUGGAUCAAUGAUUAGAUGCUACAUGUUGCUUGUGUGAACCAGUCAAGGAGAGUAAAAGAUAGAGACUUUAUCUUUUUCAGCAGCUAUACUGGAAAAAUUUUUCCAUCAGUUUCCAGUUCAUUCACACAGUACUGAUCCUUUCUGAGAUUGUAAAAAUAAACACAUACCAUUCAAACACACAAGUUGGAGAGGAACGCUAAUUUUUAUGACAAAGACUGCUUCAACAUCUGACAGUGACAUGAAGUGCUAUACACUCGUAAAAUGUUUCAUCUCAGCUUAUGUUGAUUGAUAUGGCUCAGUAAAUGCAGCUGCCAUUCUUCUCACCUGAUGCACAUGAAUGCAUGAUGUUUGGACACCUCAUCUGUUAUUCUUUUUAGCGUUGAUUUUUCUCCACUGCUGCAGUCUGUUUUUACACCAUCAUAACACUUUUUUAUAUUCAGCCCUUCAGAAUAUAUUUAAUUAAAUCAUGGCCAUUGACUUGUACUGGGAUACAACCUGAUAUAUACUGAUCCAUUUACCCUCAUUGUUUCACUGGAGGUUUCGGACACUUGGACAAUCACUCAUCAAUGAUAUAGGAGUCGCUGAUCCAUGACCCUCCUUCAUGUUUCAAACAUUAAAAAAACACUUUGUGGCUAUUAUCACUACAUCAAUUGUGCAAAGACCACUCAAUACCUAAAAUCUCCUUUCAGUUUAUUAUUUUUUUUAGCAUCCAUUUCACUCUUUCUGUUUUUUGUUCGUUUUUUUUACUUCUUUCAUAAACCCACUUUAGGUAGAGAGCAACAGAAACCCUUUAAAAGAUCCAUCUCAACCAUUGGAGUCAAUGUGCUACAGUAGAGUAUGUUAAAUAGUGUGUCACUGAGUGUGUCAUAUGGAUCUGCCUUACUGCGUAUCUUUGCUGCCUUUCUUAGAGCUUUUAAUAUAUAAAUUGAAAUAAAGUCUGUUUAGUAUGUAUGUUGAGCAUUUGUUCUAGACAUAGUGUGAGUAUCAAUGUGUUGACUGAAUGAUCACUGUACUGAGAAGAUGUGUUUGUGAACUACUCAUGUGAGGACCUCAGAUGUUUUGUCAUUUUACUUCUUUCAUUCUAACUUACCUGAGUGCUGUAGGCAGACGUAAAAGCAUUUUUUUAGCUUUCAGUGCAUAAUUAGAACUAGAGAUGUAGCCAUAGUAGAAAUCUGUCUUUCUUGAAAGCAUCAACAGUUCAUUACUGCUGCACUCUAAAGCAAAUCACAGUGUUCUCAAAUGUGUGCCUCAUAGAAAGCCUGACACUUCAGGGUCAUGGGGUGUUUGUUACAGAAUGCCAUACUCAAUUAAACCUUAAAAAUGUUUAACAAUAAAAAUGCUGCAGAGUUAGGAUGCGAUAACCACAGAGUUUUUGUAAAGUGAAACUUGUGCAUGUGAGCGAAUGAGUGGAUGAAUAAGUGUGGAUGACAAAGAAAGAGAAUUAGAAAGAAAGGGCUGCAGGUAGCUACUUUAAGAUCAAGAGAGAAAUGCUAAUAGAGCCGGUGAGGCUGACACGAACCUCAAGUCUUCUUCUAGCAUUUCUUCUACUCUCCUGCCUCUUAUGCAACACCAGGAAUAUCAGUGAAGGAAAAUGAAAGCAAAAUUAUUGCAAUCAUAGAAUUUAAGUAUAGAAUUUUCUUUGAAAAAAAAAUCCCAUGAGGGUGCUUGAGUGAAGACGGUUAAUUGGGUCAUAAAGUGGUUUGAUGUACGUGUCACUCCUUCAUUGGAAUCUGCAUUAGCGUGGCUGGAUGAAAACGUUGGAUCCGCCUUGCUCUGCUUAUUGGAUGGACUAUUUAUAAAGUUUAAAGGGUAUACAGCAGUGCUUAUGAAAAGGCCACUUCUUUUUUAGACUCUUUCCUCACUUGUGGUAAUUCCCAUUUCUAUGAUUUAAACCACUUUUCACAUUUACCUGCCUUUUUCAUGUGCAAUAUAAAGUGUCUGCCUCUGUGACAUUGCAUAGAUACAGAUGUAAAUACCUUAUGCCUCUUGUUAAAUUAUUGCUUUAGGUCUGAGUUGCCAAAGGCUUUUAAGUGUUAGAUCAAGAUGUUGAAAAAAAAAACUAUAUAUAUAGAUAAGAAGUGUGACUAUUUUACUCCUAAAAUGCUUUUGAGAGUUCAGACCUUUGACAGUUUUGUAUGGUAAGUGUGUAUCUGUCCCUUUUAUGUUUGUUUUGGAGAGUCAGGGCUAAAUGUGCCAAGCUAACAUUUUCUACUUCCUGGCCAAGCUGUAAAAUGAUCAACAAGAUGUAACUUAGGAUAUAUUUUGUUCUUUAUUCCUUUUGGGGAUCCCAUUUAACUGUUCUGAUGUAUCAUAACAGCUUGUCCAUUAAGUACAAACCUAAUCUACUGUAUUUCUCGUCAUCACAGCUGGUCUCUAACCUGUGAUGUAAUGUCAUUGUAAUGAUCACCUGUGACAUAACUGUUAAAAGUGACAAGAAUAUAAUUGCUGUAAAUAACAAAGUUUUAAAAGAAAGAAAUGUUUUUGUUUUGUUUUUUUUAUCGUCUGUCAUUAUUACUAUGGGAAGUAUUUUAAUCUGUAAUGUAUUUAAAGUGGUUGCUUCCUGUUCUUUCUUUUCUUUUUUCUUUUUUUUUUCUCAAGCCAUUUCUGAACAACCCCAACCUUAGACUUUUACAGAGGGGAUGGAAAAAAUUCUAUCUGUAUUUAGGAUAUAAAGAUGAUAUUCUGCCACAAAUACAAAAGAUCCAGAUGAAUUAUAUAAAUUAUACUUAUACAGAGAGGUAAAUCUUCUUUUAAUCAUUUGUAUUGAUAAGUUCUGAGUGCUAGUGGUCUUGUUCUUCAGAUGUAAUGAACAUUUACAGUUUUGAGAAGAAGACAAAUGAGUGAUUUCUUUUUGUUUGGUUUGGUUUUUCUUUCUUGGAAUAAAUCUAUUGAAACGUC